UCAAAAUCUUCUCUCAAAGACCUCUUCUUUCCUUUCGAAUGAUUCUCACGUUUUCUCCACAAAAUCCCCAGCUCCCGAAGCUCUGAUUCGGCUUGCUUGCUUUCUUUCUUUGUUCUGAAUACUCUCGCCGUUCUGCUCGUCUCUGGUAAUUUUCUGGUUUGGUUUUUCCGGUUAAUGGUGUUUGUAGGAUUGGCGGAACGAAGAGGAAGAGUUUGAGCACCAGAGUCCAUGGCGAUGGGUCCCGAAAGAUCUAAGCCUCUUCACAAUUUCACAUUGCCGUGUUUGAAGUGGGGGAAUCAGAGGCACCUCAGGUGCAUGAAAGUGACUUCAGACGGCGCCGCCGCCGCCUCUCCAUCGACCGGCGAUCGGCGAUCUCCAGGGAUGAGGUUUGAGAACUCGACGGUGACUCGGAAGAGGGAAUUGGCGGGCGAGAUGAAGCAGCAGUUUCCUCUGAGCGGCAGGGAUUCGGAGAAGAGGAUGAGGAUAUCGAAAUCAAGAAUAGAUGGCUGCGAUGGAGAGGACGGGAUCGAGGCGGUGAGGGAGAAGAUAAUGUUUGAUCUGAAGACUGCGGCGGAUAAGAUGAAGGAUGCAAUUUUGAGGAAGGAGGCGGGUGAGGAGGAGAACGAGGUGGAUGAAAAAGAACAGGAAGAGCCUCCGGCUGCUUCUGCUCCAUCUUCUGCGGCGGCGGCGGCGGAAGCGAGGCCGUGGAAUCUGAGGACGAGGAGAGCUGCGUGCAAGGCUCCGAUUGCCGACGGGAGUGGAAAGUGUUUGAAGAUUGAGGAGAAGAAGCUUAAUCACUCACCGCCGAGGACUGACAACGCUAACGGCGCGAAGUUGCCGCCGAAAUCGAGAGCCUCUCCCGACAAGCCAGAAAGGCCCAAAAUUUCAGUGCCUCUCUCGAAAAAGGAGAUUGAGGAAGAUUACAUGGGGAUGGUCGGUCACCGGCCGCCGCGGAGGCCGAAGAAGAGACCCAGAAACGUUCAGAAGGCUUUAGAUGCCGUUUUUCCUGGUUUGUGGUUAUCGGAGAUUACGCUCGAUACAUAUAAAGUUCCUGAAGCCCCUGAAAAUGGCAAGAGGUAGCAGUAAAUGGGAUUUGCAGCCAGAGUUGGGAACUUCAAAAUUGCUUUUCUGUUCGUGGAUCACUGGUACUUUGUGACGAGAACUAAUUCAUGUGUAGGAUACAUCUCUCUGAUGAGGGAUUUUGAUGGAUCUUUUUAUUUUCCUUUCUCGUUUUUCCCCCUCAGUAACAGCUGGUGUAAGCCUUGUUACUCCGAAUGCUGAUUUGUUUUUGUUAAAUAUAAUUCAUUCGUUGUGUCUAUAAGAAUAAUUCUCUACUGAGAAAUGACAUCAAUAAUAUGAUGGGAAAGUGCAGUUUAGUUGAUUAUAA
Molecule: messenger RNA, 1387 nt
Organism: Neltuma alba
Lineage: Eukaryota; Viridiplantae; Streptophyta; Magnoliopsida; Fabales; Fabaceae
Exons: 3
Coding region: 229-1080 (283 amino acids)
Source: RefSeq, a predicted model, not a curated record